UCUUUAAUUCUACACAGUUGAUAUUUUGUUUCUCUCUUUGAGAACGGAUAUUGAAUGGAACCCUAACAGAAAAAUAGGAGUGAGGUUUGAAACAGGAGCUUGUAUCUGUCUCAAAAUCUGAGUUACUCAGUAAGAAGCUCAGGUAACAUCAUUGUCCUUCAAUCCUUUGCCUUUUCAAUUUUUAGGAUUUUUCUUCAAUUUGAAAAGCUUAGGUGUUUUUCACCUCAUCACCAUGUUGAAUAAACUUCUGUACUUGAAAUGUGUCACUUCCACAGCAACAUCACCUUACCCUUUUAUCCACCACUACCCAUUCCUCUUUUCUCUCUGUUUCUGCACUGCCACUUCAAAUUCACGCUCAUUUGCGGUAUCCUACCUCAUUGACAACUUUGGAUUCUCUCCUGAAUCUGCUUCCAAAACAUCUAAGUCCUACAAUAUUUGUUUCCAGACCUCAGAAAAGCCCGAGACGGUGAUCAGGUUCUUCAGAAAUAACGGUUUCUCUAAUAUCCAAAUAAACUAUAUGGUUAGAAGGUUACCAUGGUUGCUUUCCUGUGACCCAUGCAAAAGGGUAAUGCCAAAGCUUGAAUUUUUUCUCUCAAAGGGUGUUUCUAGCUAUGAAAUUGUUGACCUAGUGAAUAAGUACCCUACAGUACUGGGUUCAAGCCUGAAGAAUCAGAUAGUUCCAAACUAUGAAUUGAUAUAUAAGUUCUUGCAAUCUGAUGUGAAGACUAUUGGUUGUAUGCUUAAUAAUUCAUUUUUCUGUCGGGGCGAUCUACUAGCACACAACAUCAGAUUGUUGCUGGAGAAUGGAGUGAGAGAAUCGAACAUUGCAAGAUUGCUUGGGAACCGUAGUAAGGGGGUCUUUGGCUCAAAUGAUAUCAUUAAGUUGGUGAAGGAAUUAAAUGAUUUGGGAUUUGAUCCUUCAAAAGCAACUUUUGCUAUAGCGUUGAAGGCCAAGAAAGAAACGAGUCCUUCCCUGUGGAAGCAGAAAGUUGAUACCUUCAAGAAAUGGGGUUGGUCUGAUGAAGCUGUGUCUGAAGCAUUUAGGAGGCACCCUCACGUUAUGUUGACAUCUAUUAAAAAAAUAAAUGCUGUGAUGAACCUUUGGGUCAAUCAGUUGGGAAGGGAUGCUUUGGAACUUGUCCAUUGUCCAAAGAUUUUCGGUUUGAGUAUAGAAAAGACAAUCAUGCCAAGGGCCCGUGUUCUCCAGCAUUUACUUGCUAAAGGCUUGAGGAAAAGAGCCAACUUUGUUUAUCCGAUUAAUGUUUCUGAAAAGAUAUUUCUUGCAAGGUUUGUGACAUGUUUUAAGGAGGAAUCAUGUCAACUAUUAAAGCUGUAUCAGGAAAAAGUUAGUGUUCAAGGAAAAGAGGAGGUUGGUGCAGCAUGGGGCAGUUCUCAAAUUGUUAACUCAUGAGGACAAAUUUGUUUGGUUCAAGCUUGCUGUCUAAGUUAAACUACUUGGUGCGUUAUAAAUGAUUGGAGCAUGAAAAGCUUAGCACAAAUUCUUAAAAGUAAUUACCUUCAAUUUUUUUUGUAUAACCUAGCAUAAAUAUCAUGUUUUGAUGUUGCGUUUUUUAUAGAGAUGUAUUUGCAUCCGUGUACUUUUGAGUUUGGACUGGCAUGGAUCUUAUAGGAUAGGGAAGAUAUCAUUACAAUUAACAAAAUUCCUUUAACUUUUGCGUAACAUAAAAUUUUGUUCCUUUUUAGUUGAAAAAUAAUGUCAAAUUAUUGCUCUGAUGUUUAGAUGGGUAAUGCAUCAAAUGACAACAUCCGGAUACACCAUUGUAGUUUGUAUGGUCACUUGUGAUGGUUAAGUGUGUCUGAGUGAGAUCAUACUAACUACGAUCAGUAGCUUACUUCCUGCUUUAGUUAUGAAUUUCAAUCAUCAGGUUUGAUCUGGAGAAAACUUACCUUCUGGAAAUGGUGCUUUCAAAGCUUUUGACCCUUGGGGGACAGGCUUCAAUAUCAUUCAAUUUAUGUGAAAAAAAGUCAUGUCCUUAUUUGCUCCAUAGUUGUCAAUUGGUCAUGUCAAUCUGAUAGGGCACAUGUCAGACAAGUUCUUUGCUUGGAGAAAGAUGAAGAAAAUAUAAGCAUGUUAAAUGACAGAAUCAUCUAGCUGCAAGAACUUGUUACUGUUUUACUUUGUCAUUGAAUUUUUUUUCUUUUUCUUCAUGGACUGUAUUACCAUAGUAUGAGCUUUUAUCUGUAGGUAUAAACAGUUUGUCUUCAUGUUGAACAAGUAUUACUAAUUCGAGUUUAAUUGUUACUUAA
This is a messenger RNA of Vigna umbellata (rice bean), 2268 nucleotides long. The record is from RefSeq and is a predicted model, not a curated record. NCBI's taxonomy places the organism in Eukaryota, Viridiplantae, Streptophyta, Magnoliopsida, Fabales, Fabaceae.